Messenger RNA from Chara braunii, 3846 nucleotides. The record is from the annotation of a GenBank genome assembly. NCBI's taxonomy places the organism in Eukaryota, Viridiplantae, Streptophyta, Charophyceae, Charales, Characeae.
GCCGGCCUCCAUUCUGCUCGUCAGGGCUGCGCUCCCACGGUGCAAGGCACACCAUCACCGACCGAUGGCAGGGAGGGAUUAGGUGCUAGAGAGAGGGAGGGUGCCAGGGUGCCUUCCUCCUUAGUCUGCAGGGUGCAGUUGGCAGGCAAGAUCCUCGAAUGCUUGACGUCACCAUUCCUUCAACGACGGUUCUGGAAGAGCCAUCGGAUGGAAAUCGAAUCCCGAUCUCUGGCCGGACAGCCAGCGUGGCUAGGGAGAUAGUAAUACAAUAUCACUGUGAGAAAUUAAAAACAACGGUAAUUGAUACUACUUGUAAAGGUGCUCACGGCGAGCGACUUCCCGCUCGCUGAUGGGGAUGUCCAGGUGGAAGCGCUUGCUUCGCUUGGCAUCAUCAACGCUUAGAUCUUCUGGUUACUCCCGCGAUCAACGGUGGAGAUGCACAAAUGACGUGUCAUCAUCAGAGUCGCUGAAGAUUCGAACGGGGCAAUGCAGGCAGAUAUGCUCAUCGUCGUCUUCAUCUUCAUCGGUAUCGUCGCUCACGGAGCCACGUUUCAAUCGACGGGGACUUUUGGGUGAAAAGGAUGCAGGGAGCUAUGGCGGAAGAAGGCUAUACAACGCUGAUUCCCUGUAUACCCAAUACAGCAAUUCGAAGGGUGGGGGGGGAAGAGGAGCGGGUGGUGGUGGUGGUAGGCCGAAAUUCCCAGCCGGGGCCCCGACGCCGAAGUACAGGCCUCAACGGCAGCAGCAGGCGGAGCAGCAGGCGCAGAAACAACAGCCGCGGCCCAAGGCUGCGCCGGUGGAAGCGCCGUACAAACCAGGUAGACCGCGGGUCUUACCGCCUAAGCGGAAGGAGGUACAGAUUGCCGACCAGGUGAGUCUGCGGCAAUUAGCGCAAUUGAUGGGGGCGAAGCUGGACGCGCUGGAGGCGGCCAUGGGCGCGCUCGGGGAACAAGUUUCGUCCGCCGAUCAGAUCGUGAGCGCUGACGUGGCGGAGUUGUUGGCCCUGGAGUUCGGUUUCACGGUAAGGCGAGUGCGCAGCAGAGUGGUAGACGCGAAGCGACAACAAGUGCUUGCAGAUUCGAAGGAGGCGGUCUCUUGGCCGACGAGGUCGCCCGUCGUGACGGUGAUGGGACACGUGGACCACGGGAAGACAUCGCUGCUGGAUGCAUUACGCAGGACUUCGAUUGCGGCCAAGGAGGCAGGCGGGAUCACUCAGCACAUGGGCGCGUUCAUGGUCCAGAUGCCUUCAGCAUCGGCGUCGCUAACGUUCAUAGACACGCCUGGACACGCGGCAUUCAGCGCGAUGAGGGCACGUGGCGCCGCCGUAACUGAUAUCGUGGUGCUGGUGGUAGCAGCAGAUGAUGGGGUGAUGCCACAGACCCGCGAGGCACUGGCGCACGCGCGCGCCGCCAGGGUCCCGAUCGUCGUGGCCAUCAACAAGUGCGACAAACCGGGUGCUGACCCAAAGCGCGUGCGUCAACAGUUAAUUGAGGAGGGGGUGGAGUUGGAGGAGAUAGGCGGGGAGGUGCAGGUGGUGGAGGUCUCGGCUACUGAGUGUCGGGGUCUGGACAAGCUGGAGGAGGCACUCCUGCUGCAAGGAGAGAUGAUGGAUCUGCGCGCCAGAGUCAGCGGGGAGGCAGAGGGGGUGGUCGUGGAGGCGCGGCUGGACAAAGGGCAAGGUGCGCUUGCCACGACGAUCAUCCAAGCCGGGACUCUGGUACCGGGAUCUCACGUCGUUGUCGGGACGCAAUGGGGCCGCGUGCGGCGGCUGCGCGACAUGACCGGCAGAGUGAUCGAGAGCGCGGGACCGUCGAUGCCGGUGGAAAUCGACGGCCUCAAAGGGGUGCCGGAGGCCGGGGACGAGCUCCUGGUGGUGGGCGGGGAGGAGAGGGCGCGCAAGGUCAGCGACAUGCGCAAGCAGCGCAAGGAGGAAGAGCGCCUGCGGAAGAUGAGCGAGCGGUGGUCUUCUCCUCCUCCUCAUGAUCAUCAUCCCAAGAGAGCCAGUGCCAGUUCGUCGGGCGUUGAAGGUGAUAACGAUGAUGACACCUCCGCAGAAAACGACAGCAGCAGCCAAGACCAUACGGUUCAAGUGCCGUUGAUUGUGAAGGCAGACGUUCGCGGGACCGCCGAGGCUGUGAGGGAGGCGGUCCAGAACCUGAGCGGCCCUGGCGUGCACGUCAAUGUGGUCCAUACGGGUGUGGGUCCGAUCUGUCAGUCUGACGUGGCGCUUGCUGAGGCCUGCGAAGCGUGCAUCAUCGGGUUUAAUGUCCGCAGCGCGGGGGCGGCAGUGGACUCCGCCGCGCGCAGGGCCAGCGUCGUGAUCACUCAGGACCAAGUCAUUUACCGCCUUCUGGAAUCUGUGGGCAAGAUGGUGGUGGGGAAGAUGCCAGGCAUGAACGAGGAGAAAAUCGCUGGCGAGGCGCAGGUGCUGCAGCUGUUCGAGGUGAAGGGGAAAGGCUCUGCACCCUCCACUGCCGUGGCCGGGUGCAAGGUCAUCGACGGCAGGUUGCAGAGGAACGCAAGGAUCAGAGUCUUACGGUCCGGGGAAAAAAUGUUUGAAGGGCCUUGUCGUUCCUUGCGCCGAGAUAAGCUAGAUGUGGAAACUGUGGGGAAGGGGACGGAAUGCGGAAUGAUCCUGGCUGAUUGGAAUGACUAUUGCGUAGGGGAUGUAGUGCAGUGCAUAGAACAAGUCAUGAGACCUGCUAAAUUAGUGUCCACGUCGGAUGGCAUGAUGCACAUUGAGGUCUGAAACAUGCUGAUGUAAAAUACUACAGUAGUAGUAGUAGGAGGAGGAUUAUGGCGCAACAGGGACGUCGGUACAUACCUUGUUGGCACUGUUUCCCCCCUUGUCCUUUUUCCCUUGUCCCUUCCCCUUCUGCUGGUUCCCCUUCCCCUUCCCUUCCCCCUUCUCCUUCCUUUCCUGUUAAGGGAGGCACUGUUUCCCCCCUUGUCCUUUUUCCCUUGUCCCUUCCCCUUCUGCUGGUUCCCCUUCCCCUUCCCCUUCCCCUUCUUUUCCUGUUAAGGGAGGCACUGUUUCAGUUCCGUCGAGUUACGUUAAGUUCCCGGAAGCUCUGUUAAGUCUCGUUUUUUUUUGUGUUCCAACAGUUUAGAAUGGUACUACAGUAGGCAUUGAGUGUUUAUUGUCUUAUGAGGAAUUCAUUGUUGACGAUUGAUUGAGGUCUUUUUGUCAGUCCCAGGGAUCCAUCCCAUUGGCAAUCGGCUAGGGUGGGGCCCAUAGUACCGGUUGUUAUCCCAGUGCUUAGUCCUCCUCUGGCUGAGUGCUAGUGGGUGUGGAAACUGGGUUUUAUUCGCUGUGGAUGGUGAUAGACUACCGUUUUUCCUCCGGGCGGGACACCCCAUCAUCGUGAACGUACAGAGAGAGUCGUCCGUCGAAGUACGGUGGUGAUGCUGGGGUGUUUUUUUCGGGGGAAGCGUGGCGGUUUCCUGGACCUAUGGCUCUUUCUCUGUGUCUAGUUUGAACUACCGUAGGCAGUCUGGCAGGAUGACAAGGCUGGUGUGAGUGAAAGUCAACCACUUGAGUCAAGGAUGUCAUGGCUUGCAUUGGGCCAGGUGGUGUGUUUGUUCCUCGAAUACUGCAGUCGUAGAUACAUCAUGGACAUGGACAUGGACAUGGACAUGGACUGUCGAGGCUCGACCUGUUAACGAGGCCCGAUCAGCUGAGCUGCAUCCUGAGCAGACUGUCAGGGUUCCGUCAGGGUUCGAACUCCUGAUGGGUCGUUGUGUUUUGCGAACACGAUAACAUGCAGAGGAGCAGCAGCAACGUGCACAAACAUCAAACUUGUACACGCCCACACAAACGCAAAACAACAAAUUGUCUUGCAUUCG